Topomyia yanbarensis is the source of this 2187-nucleotide messenger RNA. RefSeq names its product transcription factor MafB (gene tj). Lineage: Eukaryota; Metazoa; Arthropoda; Insecta; Diptera; Culicidae. Gene Ontology annotation, molecular function: RNA polymerase II cis-regulatory region sequence-specific DNA binding; DNA-binding transcription factor activity, RNA polymerase II-specific. The transcript has a single exon. Bases 628 to 1791 code for a protein of 387 amino acids. The record is from RefSeq and is a predicted model, not a curated record. Gene Ontology annotation, biological process: regulation of transcription by RNA polymerase II. Gene Ontology annotation, cellular component: nucleus.
CAUCCGAGUGGAAUGAUUUUCCUUAUGGGGAUUUCGCCACAUAUUUUUCAUUUAUUUCAUGUCCAGUCGCGGAUGAAUUCACAUCGCUCGUUGUACAUCGUCGCUCCUUUCUCGCCGUGUGGAGUUUCAGUUAUCGUCGGGACUACCGUUUAAACCCGCGGGUUGAUAAGAGUGUUCGAAGCUUUUGCCGCCGCAGAAAGUCGAUAGAGCUGCGUUACGCGUAAUUAGUUUUGUAUUGAGCCGGGUUGAUUUACUGUCAACAAGCCAAACUAUCGCUCGAUCGAGUCUGAGUGCUGUGUGAUUAAAAGUAAUUGGCGGUGUCAAGUCAACGAUCGACCCUUAGCAGUGGAGCACGUGGGAUGGCAGAACUGUAACGAGUAGACGUGUUUGGAAAGUCGGUGUUUUCUGUUUUGGUUGUUGGUGAAUUAUGCAAGCUGGAGAAGGUUUCCGCUAGUCGGUCUGCUUGUAAAUAGUGAGAGCUCGAAACAAAAUACGGAAGAGCAGUGCCCCAAGCAGCUCGCGUUAUUUAAAAGUUGUGGAGAUAAACCACUAAAACCUUGUACCGCUUUCCUGGUCUGUUGAAGCACUUUUUUUUGACACCAAGUGAAUAAAUAUAAAAAUUGUUAUAUGAAACUACCGGGAGAACGCGUUGCCAGAGUAAUGAAUCUCGAGGAACCUACAUUCGCAGAUAAUUACAUACAGGAAUUCGUGCUGGAGCAUCUAGAAGAUACUAGUGUGAAGCGAGAGGAUAUAAGUCCAACGGUCGGAAAUGGGAAAAUUUGGGCCCCGGCAGGAGAUGAAAAUGGGUUCAUACCGAUACGACUGAAGGCCAACGGUUGGCAUGUUGAGGAACGGAAGGUGAACUCAAUCACACCCACAUCGGACUUCUAUCCGCAUCCUACACAUGGCCAACCAGUUUUGUUGAACCCACCCAUUGCGGGUGUACCGUCAACGCCGCCGGAGACACCUCCGGUAGUUGGUUCGCCAAAUCACCCCAAUUCUGGUUCCUACUCGUAUUAUAGCAAUCGGAUCCAGCCCGAUCAGAUGGAAAAUAUGAUGAUCGUUCCGCAGACCAUGCGAAUGGAGCAACCAUUAGAUCUACGACCAUCGCAUCAGUUUGCUAUUUCGGCAGAAGGUGAUUGGCUUGAUCGUAAAGAAUACAUGCAAUCCCAUGCUUCCAAUGGAUACUCUCACCAUCAUGGCCAGUUAGAUCACCUUAGUCCACUGCACGGUGGUUCACAUCAUCAUCUUAAUCUCCAUGGACAUUCCAAUCGUCCACAUUCGGUUAGUUCCGCUGGAUCUCUUGGAUCACCCAGAAUGGGCACCGGUGGUAGCAGUUGCUACCAAAGUAGCAACAGUAGCGACGACAUCAUCAAUGACGAUCUGCUGAUGUCGCUCUCGGUACGGGAACUCAACAAGCGCCUGCACGGUUGCCCACGUGAUCAGGUUGUUCGUCUAAAGCAGAAAAGGCGCACGCUGAAGAACCGUGGAUAUGCUCAAAACUGCCGCUCCAAGCGAUUACAGCAGCGCCAUGAUUUGGAAAUCACCAAUCGCCAGUUGCAGAGCGAGAUGCAUCAUAUGAAAAUGGAACUGGCAAUGAUCAAGCAGGAAAGAGAUGAGCUCAAGAGUAAACUUCGCGAUCGUGCUGGAGUAGUGCAACAGCAUCAACACAGCCAGCAGCCAGUUCCACACCAGCAGCAGUCCCAGUCGCGCCAAUCAAACGGGACGGCACCUUCUGCCAAACAUCCGCUCAUCAAUGAUAGUACCAGCUCUCCGGAAUAUUACGUAUGACGCCAGAUUGGAGGCCAACAACCGUGGAUCGGGCGUUAUGCUUCCUAAUGCUGCUAGUAGCAACUCCAACCGAUGGUAGUUCCAAACGAAGACGACAAGAACGCAUUUUCGGUGAAUUAAGAUGUAAAUAUAAGAAGAUAAAAAUGCAGCAAAGACUGGAUCUGUGCGGGGCGCAAUGUUAUUCCUAGAGACUACACGCGUAUUGAGGCGUUUCAAUGUACCUCUCUGGGUGAGGUGAGCAUGAGGCCGAUGCUAGUUAUACGAAGUUUGUAAUUUCACUCAAGGAUUAAUCGUGAAGGCUAACAGUUUAGAUUGUCGAAUUUUGGUUAAAGCAUGAAUUUGUUAAACUUUAAUUUUUUUUUUCAAGAAAGACUAUGCAAAGAGAUCUAUUAAAUA